Messenger RNA from Ilex paraguariensis (yerba mate), 641 nucleotides. The record is from the annotation of a GenBank genome assembly. NCBI's taxonomy places the organism in Eukaryota, Viridiplantae, Streptophyta, Magnoliopsida, Aquifoliales, Aquifoliaceae.
AAAGAGAGCCAGCAACAUCACAUCUUCUCACUCACAUUAUUGCUGAGGAAAUUCUUGGGAAGCUUUGAGAUUAACCCCAUUAUUUGAAACUCCCUAGAAACCACAUUGUUUGUUCAGAUGGGGGGUGAUCUUCCCAACCGGCGAAUAUCGUACUUUUCCGGCUGCGUGUCCCCCUCCUGUGUUCCUGUGCAUGAAGAAUACUCUCGCAUUAAUGCAGGUGGUGCUGACAAGCGAAGCCGGAAAUGGCGAAACCUCUUGAAGAAGCUGGUGAGAGAAAGCAAGGCCAUAUAUGGAACCAAGCCUUUAACAUAUCAAUAUGAUGCUGUUAGCUACUCACAGAACUUUGAUGAGGGGAACCACAAAGAUGAAUAUGCAGCCUGUUCUCAUGUGCUUCAAGAGUUUAAAUGGCAUGUCCAUCAGUAAUGUCUUAAAAAUUUAAGCAUCUUGAUCAUUUACAGUUUUUUUAGAUCUAUUUGAUGUUGAGGAUUAUGUUUCCUGCUCAGCCAUGAUGUAUAUGUUCUACGAUUUUUAUUGAUAUAAGGCGGUAUCCUGAUCGCAAAGAUUGGUUUUUAAGACUGACCGAUGCUUUGUAGGCUUACCAUACUGCUUUCAAAACUAAUCUUGGCAUGUCUCCUUAUAGG